Messenger RNA from Pezoporus occidentalis (night parrot), 1926 nucleotides. It is a transcript of the gene IGFBP4, whose product is annotated as insulin like growth factor binding protein 4. Lineage: Eukaryota; Metazoa; Chordata; Aves; Psittaciformes; Psittacidae. The record is from RefSeq and is a predicted model, not a curated record. Gene Ontology annotation, molecular function: insulin-like growth factor I binding; insulin-like growth factor II binding. Gene Ontology annotation, cellular component: extracellular region. Gene Ontology annotation, biological process: regulation of insulin-like growth factor receptor signaling pathway. The transcript is spliced from 4 exons. Bases 37 to 837 code for a protein of 266 amino acids.
GCCAGCCGCGGGCCGGAGCGCGGGCGCGGGGCCGCCAUGCGCGGGGCCGCCGGGUGCCCGCUACCGCCGGUGCCACCGGUGCUACCGGUGCUGCUGCUGCUGGCGGCGGCGGCGGCGGGGCUGGGCGGCGGCGAGGAGGCGAUCCAGUGCCCGCCGUGCUCCGAGGAGCGGCUGGCGCGCUGCAAGGCACCGCAGGGCUGCGCGGAGCUGGUGCGGGAGCCGGGCUGCGGGUGCUGCGCGACCUGCGCCCUCGGCCGCGGCACCGCCUGCGGGGUCUACACCGCCCGCUGCGGCGCCGGGCUGCGCUGCUAUCCCCCCCGCGGCGUGCCGCGGCCCCUGCACACCCUCAUGCACGGCCAGGGCAUCUGCACCGACCUGGCCGACGUCGAGGCCAUCCAGGAGAGCCUGCAGCCCCCAGAGAAGGAGGAGAUCGACCACCCCAACAACAGCUUCAGCCCCUGCAGCAUCCACGACCGCAAGUGCCUGCAGAAGCAGCAGGCGAAGCGGGUCAACAACGGCAACAAGAUGCGCAACAGCGGGAGCCCGUACCACCGCGAGGAGACACGGCCCAUAGCACAGGGCUCGUGCCAGAGCGAGCUGCACCGGGCGCUGGAGCGGCUGGCCGCCUCGCAGACCCGCACGCACGAGGACCUCUACGUCAUCCCCAUCCCCAACUGCGACCGCAACGGCAACUUCCACCCCAAGCAGUGUCACCCGGCGCUGGACGGGCAGCGGGGCAAGUGCUGGUGCGUGGACCGCAAGACCGGGGUGAAGCUGCCGGGCUUCCUGGAGCUGAAGGGGGACUUGGACUGUCACCAGCUGGCAGACAGCAUGUGAGCGCGACCGGGACACGCAGGAGAGGAAGAGAGGGGACACGACUGCCGAGCAGCUCCUGUGUGCCGGGGGACCCUGCCACGCAGCCCGGCUCUCUGCGGCGCUCUGCGCCCCAGCACGGCACCACGACCUGCGCCAUGACCACGAGCUGCCAGUGCCGAGGGCUCCCCGGCACACCUCCAUCCUGCACGGACACUCGCUGGGACUGAUGCUGCACUGGGGCUGGUGUCACCGCAACAUCCUCCUGCCCCUUGAUGCUGCUCCCACCCCGUGGUAACCCUCUGGUUUUCGUCCUGGCCCCCCUGUGCAGUGGUGUGGCCGUGGACACUCCAGUGGCUGCAUCGGCAGCAUCACCCCCUGCCCACGGUGCAUUGUGUCCACACUGGACCUCUGCAUGGGGCAGCAGCAGAAGUGCCUCAUCCUGCCCUCCCUGGCAGCAGGCAUGGGCUGGAGGUGCCCAAAGAGACCCGACCCCCCUCCCCACUGCCACUGCCUGCCUGGAGCCCUCCCUGCCUGCACCUCACUCAGUGUGCGUGCACCAUGGGCACCGCAGCCACACAGAGCAAUAAGAAACCUUCCCCCUCCCCACUGCAGCCCCCCCAGCUCCACAGCCCAGGUCCUGCCUGCCCCAUGGCCCAGCCCCAUCCCUGCACAGGGACAAAGCCAGUGGCCACAACAUUUUCCUUCCAUCCAUCCAUCCAUCCACCCACCCACCCACCCAUCCAUCCAUCCAUCCACCCACACACCCAACCACCCACCCACCCACCCACCCACCCACCCAUCCAUCCAUCCAUCCAUCCAUCCAUCCAUCCAUCCAUCCAUCCAUCCAUCCACCCACCCAACCAACCACCCAACCAUCCACCCACCCACCCACCCACCCACCCAUCCAUCCAUCCAUCCAUCCAUCCAUCCAUCCAUCCAUCCAUCCAUCCAUCCAUCCAUCCAUCCACCCAUCCAUCCACCCACCCACCCACCCACCCACCCACCCACCCAUCCAUCCAUCCAUCCAUCCAUCCAUCCAUCCAUCCAUCCAUCCAUCCAUCCAUCCCAUCUCCCCAUGCCUGGUCCCCAUGGGUGAGGGGGGUUAUGCCU